This is a messenger RNA of Dromiciops gliroides (monito del monte), 4328 nucleotides long. RefSeq names its product solute carrier family 22 member 5 (gene SLC22A5). Gene Ontology annotation, molecular function: ATP binding; transmembrane transporter activity. Lineage: Eukaryota; Metazoa; Chordata; Mammalia; Microbiotheria; Microbiotheriidae. Bases 1356 to 3041 code for a protein of 561 amino acids. The record is from RefSeq and is a predicted model, not a curated record. Gene Ontology annotation, cellular component: membrane. The transcript has 10 exons. Gene Ontology annotation, biological process: transmembrane transport; carnitine transport.
GAUAGCAUAUUUCUUCAUAGGUCCUUUGUAGAUGAUUUGAGUAUUUAUAAGACUCAAAAUAACUUAGUCGUUGACAUUUGUUCUUCAAACAUUGCUAUUACUGUACACUAAGAUCUCUUGGUUCUGCUUCAUUAUUUCAUGCAAGUUUACAACUUUCCUUUGAAGAAACUAAGGGCUGCUUUAAAAUUCUUCAUCUUCCUAGCCCCAAUCACCUGAGCAAAUACACUGGAACAUCUGCCCGGGCAGUUGUUUGCCCUUCCUUCUGGAAGGGAACCAAUGACGUCAAGAGGGUGAUGUCUUCUCUUGGGCAUUAAUUGGAUUUAAGAGAGGCAGAGUUUCGCAAAGUCGUCACAACCUCGCUCUCUCCUGAAGUCACCAAAGUCCAGUGGCAAGAGAUGGACCAGGAUGCAGCGGAUGACCUUGGCCUUUUAAAAUUAAGGUCUUUCCCAGCCCUGAGUUUGUCUAAGGCAACGCCCAUUCAGUGACUAAGGGCUGAACAUCCGAGGGCCAGUGCUGAAUACUGUAUUCAAGAGAGGGAAGUUUCUGAGUUUAUUUUCUUUCUUGAUUUUAUUUACACUUAUUUUUACAUCACCUCCAUUUCCGUAAACUGUAUCCUCUAACUACCCGGCAAGCCAUCCCUUGCUACAAAGAAAAAAGAAAGAAGGGAAAAGGGAAAAAAAGGAAAAGUUCAACAAAACUAACGUUGCAAGUGAACCUGACAGCACUCUUAUAGUUCUGAGCCACGCUCAAAAAGCCCCUUCUCUCCAAAGGGUUUCAGAAAAUCUUCCCUUUAGACAGCAGACGCCUGCAGGUUGUCCCUUUAACUGGACCUUCCCCUCAGACUGGGAGCACCACGAGGCCCGCGCUUUCCCCCUACCCUUUCUAGGACCAGCCAAUCGCAGCCACUGUUCUGCAGGGGCUCGCCCUAGACUUGGACAAGGAGGCCCCGCCGGAGGCCUCUGCGCACCGCUCGCCUGGGCCUUAGGAGAAAGGCUUCAGUGCUCCGGGGAGGGGCGGGGAAAGUGCCUUGGGAACAGCAGGAUCCAGAAGAUCCCGAGCCAAGGAGCUGGAAGCCCCGGCCUUGAUCGCGGCUGAAGGAAGCCAACGGUUAGUGGCCCCGCCCCCGGCCCGCCCCCGGCCUCGGCGCCCCGCUCCUCCUCCGUUCUGCCCUGCUUUCCCCUCCCCUGCUAGUUAAGGCCGGUGCGAGUCGGGCCCGGGGCGCUUAGUCUAUCGGGUCGCGGAGUGAGCCCGGCCGCCCUCCCGCCCUCCGCGCACGCGCCCUCAGGCGGCUCCUCGGCUCGCGCGUCCCCUCUCUGCCCGGGGCCGCCUUCAUUCGCCCCGGCGCCGCCCGCGACAUGCGGGACUACGACGAGGUGACAGCCUUCCUGGGCGAGUGGGGACCCUUCCAGCGCCUCAUCUUCUUCCUGCUCAGCGCCAGCAUCAUCCCCAACGGCUUCAAUGGCAUCUCCGUGGUGUUCCUGGCAGGGGUCCCCGAGCACCACUGCCUGGUGCCCGCCUCGGCGAACCUGAGCAGCGAGUGGCGCAACCACAGUAUCCCGCUGCAGCUGCAGGAUGGCCGCGAGGUGCCCGGAAAGUGCCGGCGCUACCAGCUCGCGGCGCUGACCAAUUUCUCGGCCCAGGGACUGGUGCCCGGGAGGGACGUGAAUCUGAGUCAGGUGGCGCUGGAGCCCUGUCUGGAUGGCUGGGAGUACAGCCAGGACACGUACCUGUCCACCAUCGUCACCGAGUGGGACCUGGUCUGUGAGGAUGACUGGAAAGCUCCACUAACUACCUCCUUAUUUUUUGUGGGUGUGCUUAUCGGAUCCUUUAUUUCAGGACAGCUCUCAGACAAGUUUGGCCGGAAGAAUGUUCUCUUUGUGACGAUGGGGAUGCAGACGGGAUUUAGUUUUCUACAAGUCUUCUCAACAAGCUAUGAGAUGUUCUCAGUGCUGUUUGUCCUUGUGGGCAUGGGACAGAUCUCAAACUAUGUGGCCGCUUUUGUUCUUGGAACAGAAAUUCUGGGCAAAUCAAUUCGAAUAAUAUUCUCCACAUUGGGAGUCUGCAUUUUUUAUGCAAUUGGCUACAUGCUCCUGCCAUUAUUUGCUUAUUUCAUUCGAGAAUGGAGGAUGUUGCUGCUGGCCCUAACUCUGCCAGGGUUGCUGUGUGUUCCGCUAUGGUGGGUCAUUCCUGAGUCGCCCAGAUGGCUUUUGUCUCAGGGAAGAUUGAAAGAAGCAGAGGUCAUCAUCCAGAAGGCUGCAAAAAUCAACGGGAUUGUUGGACCAUCAGUAAUAUUUGACCCCAUGGAGUUACAAGACCUGAAUUCCCGGAAGCAGCAGUCCCACAGUAUUUUGGACCUACUUCGAACCCAGAACAUCCGGACUAUCACCAUCAUGUCUAUAAUUCUGUGGAUGACCAUAUCAGUGGGCUACUUUGGUCUUUCACUUGACACUCCAAACUUACAUGGUGAUAGCUACUUGAACUGCUUCCUCUCUGCUGUGAUCGAGGUCCCUGCAUACAUAAUUGCUUGGCUGCUCUUACGGAACCUGCCCCGGCGGUAUUCCAUGUCAUCUGCCCUUUUCCUGGGUGGCAGUGUUCUCCUCUUCAUACAGCUAGUGCCCCCAGACUUAUACCUCUUGUCAACUGGCUUGGUGAUGAUCGGGAAGUUUGGGAUCACCAGUGCUUUCGCCAUGGUGUACGUGUACACAGCUGAACUCUAUCCCACGGUGGUCAGGAACAUGGGAGUGGGAGCCAGUUCCAUGGCAUCAAGGCUGGGCAGCAUCUUGUCUCCUUACUUUGUUUAUCUCGGUGCCUAUGACCGCUUCCUGCCCUACAUCCUCAUGGGAAGCCUGACUGUACUGACAGCCAUCCUUACCUUGUUCCUCCCAGAGAGCUUUGGGAUCCCUCUCCCAGAUACCAUUGAUCAGAUGCUGAGGGUCAAAGGAAUAAAAUACAGACAAAGUCCUAGCAGCAACAGCAAUGACACGACGAUAUUAAAAGAAGAUGAAGAGAGACACAGAGUCCUUAAAAGCACACCCUUUUAGUGAAGCCUGUAUUCAGUAAGAGGCUGAAGACCUUCCUACAAGAGCUUAUGAGAACACUAAGUGUCCUGGGGUAUCAAACACCCUGGUAUUUAUUACAUCUAACCCAUUCUUCCCUUGAUUGUUGAAUAGGCACAUAGACACUGUUCUUGGAGAAAUCAAGACCAGUUUGCUUUCAAUAUCAGAAUGGACUUGGCUCCUCAUAAAAAGUUCAAUACCUACUAGAAUUAAUGGGUAUUUGAAGUUGGUGUGGGGGUAAUGUACUAAACUGACAGAGUAAGUUGAGAUUCUCUGGAAAAAGCCACUAAUAAAACGGGAUGUUUAUUUUCCUUCCUUCCUUCAUUUGCUGGGAGAUGGCAAUUUUGCUUGUCUUGUUUUCCUAUGUUCCCAAGGACUAUUUAACCAGACUUGUUUCCCCAGGGCUGAGGAAAGGAUGGGUGCUGAGAAAACCUGAAUGUAGUUAGGGUGGGAAUGGAUUUUAUUAUGUAGAAUGUUGGCCAUCAUUCAGUAAUUUGCUCGCAGAAUUUCUCUAAUCACUUGGCACAGAUACUGGAUGAUCAAAGCGUUGGGCUUCUCCAGGCCCACAUAAAAACUAUCACAAUUCUGCCCCUCUAUUUUCCAUUGUUAGAUAAGUCAAACCUUCAAUGUGGCUCUGAGGUGAUAGAUUGUUGUUUUGUUUUAUCCCUAGUAGUCUAAAAGGAACACAGAAUUGAGGAGAAUAUUGGGGAGGCUGGAGAGAGAAAACAAGUUAAUAUCUGUUUUCUCAAAGCCUCGAGAUUUUUCCAACAGAGUGUAGAGGGGAAGGGUUUUCUCUUUAGAUCAUUUGCCCUUCAAACUAUACUUGGAAAAGGGGGCUAACUGGUCCCUAAGUUUUUGCCAUCUGUGCCCAGCUGCAAAUAAACGGGAUGUGAGUAAAUAUGUGCUAGGAGCCAAUGCUGCUAGUACUUGUGUAGAUGCCAAAAGUGACGACAUGGGGUACUUUCCUUUUCUAAUCUCUAUCAUGGAAAAAAUGACUAAGACCAUGGAUGUGAUUUGAGUUUGUCCUGUUAGAUUGUGGGCAUGAGUAUAUCUACUCAUCCAAGUAACAGAAGUACUUACUUUAAGUCGUGUGACAGCUAUAGUUGAAACUGGUUGUGGGGUGAGGAGGGUAGUAAACUUGAUUUGCCUUCUCCCCCCCUCCCGCCCCCCGAUUCUAUUGCCAUGGUACAACUAAAGCAUAUUCUUCACCUGGUCAAAAAAUGCAUUUGUGUGUGUGUGUGAAAACUAGUGUGGUGUCUUAGGGAUGUGAAA